AUGCCUUCGUCAUCAAAGAAGUCUUCAUCGAGAUCAAAGAAAUCAAGUCGUUCAAAACAUGGGACUUCUAGUUCGCGUCACAGGGAAAACCGAGAUCAAACUGAUGCAAUUCCUAUCGCAGAAAGUCACCAAGAUCUUCCAAUUGUAGAGAGCCAACCAGUUGUAGAAAGCUAUGGAAACGUGAAUCCGGAACCUGUGUUUGACGAGCAACACUACUCGCUGCUCCAGAAGCAAGGUUUCAGCUCAGGUCUUGCAAAAGCUCUCGCAACAAACGCGUCCUCGUUUUAUCAGCGAGUUUGGAUUGUCGACAAUUCAGGUUCGAUGCAAAUCGGGGAUGGGCACCGAAUAAAUACUGUCGGGGGAGUUAUUGAGAUGAAACCGGUAUCAAGGUGGGAAGAGAUACAGGACACUGUCAUCUACCAUAGUCAAAUGGCGGCGUUGCUGGGUUCCUUCACAAAAUUUAGGCUUCUGAAUAUGCCAGGGAAGUCAGUUGGGGUGCAGGAGUUCUCUGUGGGUAUGUAUGGGAAUGAUGUUGAGAGCGAGCUUCGAAACGCUCGUAUGGUAAUCAAUCGAACAAAGCCUGAUGGUGUCACUCCACUGACACGGCAUAUUUUUGAGAUUCAUUCAGAGAUUAGAUCGAUGCUUCCAGAGCUUCAUCGGACCGGGAGAAAGGUCGCUGUUGUAAUCGCUACUGAUGGGUUACCUACGGAUGAUCAAGGCAAUGGAGGUGAAGAAAUCACUCAUGAGUUCGUUCGGGCGCUACGUGGGCUCGAAGGAUUGCCAAUAUGGCUGGUAAUUCGCUUGUGUACCGACGAGGACGACGUGACUGACUUUUACAAUAACCUGGAUGGAAAACUAGAGUUGAGUUUGGAAGUGCUUGACGACUUCAUGGGAGAAGCCAAAGAAGUUUCCAAAAAGAAUCCUUGGUUGAAUUAUGCAAUUCCAAUGCACCGAUGUCGAGAGCUGGGAUAUCAUGAUCGGCUGUUCGACUUGAUUGACGAAAGACCCCUGACUAAAGGAGAACUCCGAGAUUUCUGCGUUUUGCUCUUUGGGACUCAGUAUGAAGAAAUUCCUGAUCCCUUGUCUGCCUGGAAGGAGUUCAUCUCUUAUGUUGAAAGCCGCUUGAGAAAGGAGAAAGAUCAGUGGAGCCCAAUCAAGAAGAAACUGAUCCCAUGGAUCAACGUGAAGAAACUCAAGAAGAUCCAUGGCGGUUCAGCUUGUGUCAUCCAGUGA
This is a messenger RNA of Cylindrotheca closterium, 1233 nucleotides long. NCBI's taxonomy places the organism in Eukaryota, Bacillariophyta, Bacillariophyceae, Bacillariales, Bacillariaceae. The record is from the annotation of a GenBank genome assembly.